AUGGACAGAUCCAUCCUGCUGGAACUCCCCAUACUGCUCUUCUGCUUUAGGGCAUUAUCUGGAUCACUUUUACAGAGAAAGGCUGCAGUCAAUGAAGAAGUUGUCGUGGAAGAUAAUUAUCCUGUGAUAGAAAUUGCUCAGUGUAGUAUGUGGCACUUCCAGUUCUCAGGAGAAGUGUGCUCCAGAAGAAGAGGAGCACGGCAUCAAUGGAAGAGUGCUGCAUGGAAUGGUACUCCCCUGUUAAUCGUCAUGGGCUGCCAAAAGAACUGUGCUGAUGUAAAAGGCAUAAGGUGGAGUGUCUAUUUUGUGAACUUCAGGGGCUGCAGGGGCUACGACCUUUGCAAUGAAGACUUUUAG
Molecule: messenger RNA, 357 nt
Organism: Callithrix jacchus (white-tufted-ear marmoset)
Lineage: Eukaryota; Metazoa; Chordata; Mammalia; Primates; Cebidae
Source: RefSeq, a predicted model, not a curated record